Molecule: messenger RNA, 1002 nt
Organism: Sporisorium graminicola
Lineage: Eukaryota; Fungi; Basidiomycota; Ustilaginomycetes; Ustilaginales; Ustilaginaceae
Exons: 1
Coding region: 1-1002 (333 amino acids)
Source: RefSeq, a predicted model, not a curated record
AUGAGGCUCUUGCACUUGAUCAUGUUGGCUGCGCUAAUCGGCUUGAGCCAUCAGGGUUCCUGGCAGGAUCUUGUCCACCUCUCCGAAGAAGAGGCUAGAGCGUUCUUGGAAGGCGAAUAUUGGCAAAGCGUACAGGAAGCGAAUGGAGCUGCGGGGCUACCACCGCAUAUUGCACCAGGCCAUCCGGCCCAUCCAGACAACUUUCAUUGGCAGAGCAUUGCUGCCAGCUCUUCGGGCUCAUCCACGGACGUUUCAUUGGCACCUGUUCCGUCUGAGGCUCACAAGCCACGUCAGGACUACCUUGGCGAUGCGCGUACCUUUUACGUCGUCGAAAGCGGAGACCGAGGACCGACUGGCAGUUCAAGGUUCGCAGACACCGAGCGGUGGGCAGGCUCCCAAGCAGCUCUGGAACCCUCAAGCAGGCGGCCACGGAAGCAGCAACUUUCACCGGGCUCCAACGAAGCCGCGCAUCCACCUGCUCGCGACGCCCCCUCCGUGCCAUCCACAGCCAGCCUCAUCGCCGCCCCACUAACAAUUCCGCAGAGGGAACACAUCCUUCGGCAAGCCGUAGCACGGCUACCUCCUGCCUCCCAGGCUGACACCAUUCUGCAGCCUCUGACCGACUUCAAACUACCCGAGAGGCUGCUGCAAGAGUUCAGUCGUUCGCAGACCUUCUUCCGCGAGUUUGCGCCGGGCUUCCUGUUCCAGGCGCGAGGCCGCGCGCUGCCACCGUGGCGAGGCGAGGGAGGGAUGGUGCUGGAGGGCAAUUCCAGGAAGCAGCUCUUUGUGUAUCGGUACGAGAGACUUCCGGCAUCUCCCGAAGCAAGGACCAGAUUCCAGUUUGUCGGCAUGCUCCAGCUGGCCCAUGAGGCCAACGCAGAGACCCAGGCGUUUGGCGUGUUCCGCUCGACUCGGAGUAUGAUCAGCGACGUUCGGGACGACUCGUUUGUCAAUGAGAACGAUCUGGUCUCUAGCAGUAGAGGCGUUGUGAGGCAAUCGUAG